CGGACAUCCCAUCGCUUGUGAUCCCAGGCCCCAACGCCCAACACAGCGGCACGACAUUGCCCGACAUCGUCACAGACUACCGACGAGAGCCAGGCGAGCUGAACACUUCUAAGUGAGACUUUCAGACUCUAUCAUCCAUACUGGACACGCUUGCAAGUCUGUAGUCGAACAUGUCGGUCAUCUCCACCCAGAUCCGCAACUUCAAGGAGCCCACCAGAGAGCAGCUCAACUAUGUCUUCUUUUCGAUGCCACCACCACCGCCACCCAAGCUGGGUGAGGAGGAGCUGGAGAAGAUGGAGAUCAAUGCGGUGCUCAGUUUAGGAGUGGCAGAGGGGAACGCCGAGGAUGCGUAUGCAGGCAAACUGCACCUGCUGCCUCCGUAUCUAGCCUUUACUUCGCUGGACCGCAAGUCCGUUCGGUUCACGCUGCCGUUGUCCACGAUCCGACGCGUCGAGAGGUUGAAUGCGCGCGCAGGGGUUUACGCGCUGAGUCUGGCAACAUGGCAUGGGAUGAAGAUCAUCGUUCAACUAACAUCGCUACGCCCCACUGCCGAUUUGUUCUGCUCGCUCCUCCGCAAUGCCCUCAAAGACCAACUUCAACGCGGUCAAAUGAAGAAUGUCAAAGGCUUCGUCAAGACAUGCUACUCUGAACUCCUCAUUGCUUCGACAUCCUCAUCACCCGAAAACGAGCGAGAAGAUGGGUCCCUUCUGGACGACAAGGACGGUGUGCCAUCCGAAGUGGCCUAUCACGGCGGGCUUGGUUUGCGAUUCAAGUUUCCCGGCGAUCCCCGAAAACUGCGCGAAGCAUCAAAAAUCAAGCUGUGGACUACUUAUCUCCGAAACCACGGCCGCAACUUGACACUCCUUCGAUACCCUCAGUGCACGCGACUUGUCCAAGUCGGUCUGCCAAAUCGGCUGCGAGGGGAGAUGUGGGAGACGCUGUCGGGUUCAAUGUACCUCCGGUACGCGAACCCAGGUAUGUACGAGAACUUGCUUGAGGAGAUUAAGGGGAAGACAAGCCAAAGCUUCGAGGAUAUCGAGAAGGACUUGCACCGGAGUCUUCCUGAGUAUGCUGGAUACCAAGCAGAAGAGGGUAUCAGCGCUCUGCGGAGGGUUCUGCAAGCGUAUUCGUUGAAGAACCCCGAUGUUGGGUAUUGUCAGGCCAUGAACAUCCUCGCCGCAGCAAUCCUGAUAUUCAUGUCAGAGGAACAGGCAUUCUGGCUACUGGAAGUGUUAUGCGACAGGCUUCUACCCGGAUACUACAGCCCGACUAUGCACGGCACGCUCUUGGACCAACGAGUGUUUGAGUCUGUCGUGGCAAAGACGCUACCCAUCCUCCAUGACCACUUUAUGUCUGUCGAUGUUCAACUCUCCGUUGCGUCGCUGCCGUGGUUCUUGAGUUUGUAUAUCAACAGUAUGCCUAUGGUAUUCGCGUUCCGGAUAGUAGACUGCUUCUUCUGUAUGGGGCCGAAGGUUCUAUUUCAAGUUGGCCUAGCCAUCCUUAAGAUUAAUGGCGAGAAACUGCUCCAAAUACAAGACGAUGGCGGAUUCCUCAACCUCAUGCGCGACUACUUCACCACCCUCGGCGACUCCGCUCACCCUAACUCGACCGAUCCGCGUGCGAAGGCAAUCACGAACUUCCAAGAGCUCCUUCUCGUUGCUUUCCGUGAGUUCGCGCUCAUCACGGACGAGACCAUCCUCGCCGAACGUCGGCGCUUCCGGAACGAGAUCGUGAACUCGCUCGAGUCGUUCGCGAAGCGCUCCGCCGUGCGCAACCUGCACACCAUGGGCCGGUUCACCAAGAACCAGUCGGGCCUCAUCUACGACGCGCUGUACAAGGCGAUAUGCGAGGCGCCGCCGCCGCCGGAGCUCGCCACGGUCGCGCCCCCUCCGACGCUUUUGACGACGACGGACGCACCGCUCGACAGGAUGGAGACACGGGUGGGGAUGAGGACGUUCCAAGUUUUCUUGAGCGAGGUGGCGACGUGGGCACGGGACGAGAAGAUUGUGCUUAAUGGGUUUCAGCAACGCAUAGAUCGGGAAAUUCCUGAACACGAGUUGAUCCACCGACUAUUUUUCUUCUGGGACACGUCGUGCAGCGGGUCGCUGACGCUGCAGGACAUCGUUUCGGGUCUGGAUGGCGUCAUGUUCAAUGAUCUGAUGGAAAACAUCGAAUGGUAUUUCAACCUGCAUGAUAAGAAUAAGGACGGGUAUCUCACGAGAGAUGAGGUGUUGACGCUGUCGGAGUCGUUCUUGUUCAUCUUCAGACACGAAGUCGGCGACGCGUAUUUGGGCGCUGUCAGUCGGUUCAUGACAAACGCAUUUGAGUACGGCGACGCGUUGCUCCCGCAGGAGGAAAACCCUGAGACGGGCGAGAUGCAGCCGAAGCAGCUCGAGUCGAAUCAGCCCUAUCUCAACCUUGCUACAUUCCGUAUGGUCGUCCUCGCCGACGAAAUACUCGAAUCUUUCUUCGAGGCCGACCUCUCAGGCUCCUUCCGACUCGAGCCCGUACCAGACCUCGAGCUACCUACCACAUCGGGCAACUUCCUCGGCGAUCUGUGGCAGAACAUUGCGACGGCCGACAACAAGCGCAUCUUCCACAAGUUCUCCGACGAGCUCGGGAAGACCAUCGGGAAGCACCAGAUCGCGUAUCGCCCAGCAAUCGGGCGAUACAAGAGUCUCGAGGAACCCAAGGCAAGGGAGAGUUUACUUUCCCCUUCGCAGAUGCAUCCCCAGCGCAUGGAAUCGCCUGCACAGUCGGUGGGUGACAGUGCCGCUUCUGCGUCGAGUGUUGGGAAUACGAGCACGAGUACGCUCGUUGGGUCCUCGGCGCCUUCCCAGGCGACAGGCGGAUCGAGCUCGCUCACGGUCGAUGCAUCCGCUGCGGGCCAUGCUGGCGAUGGCAGCCCCACCUCUGCAGCGCUCUCUUCGGCGGCCUCGGCAUUGCCUGCGCCUCAUGAGCGCGCUGUGAAUGCCGCGAGGACAUUGUUGGAGCGCACACCGUUUGCGAUUGAUGACGUGGGAGAUGACGAUGAGAGCGACCUGGAUCUGUUGCAUGGGGAGGACGAUGACCAGGUCAUGGACGAGGUCGACGCGUUCCUUGAGGAGAACGACCAGGGUCUUACGGAUGCGGACAAGGAGCUCGCCAAAGAUCUCAUCCAUGCCGAGCCUGUGAAGUAGUGGAGGGAUCUCGCUCGCUCGAGAACGCGUCUCCGGAGCCGCCGAGAAGGCACGAAGGUGGAGGCGGUGAUAGGAGAUGGAGAAGUUAGAAAACCUUAACAAUUUACAACCCAAUGCUCUCUCGGCCUGUACCGCGGAAGUGGACCAUGGCCACCAUCGGAUGGAUGUCACGCAUGUAUAUGCUGUAUUUCUAGAGUCUAAAAUCUCACCCC
Molecule: messenger RNA, 3391 nt
Organism: Coniophora puteana RWD-64-598 SS2
Lineage: Eukaryota; Fungi; Basidiomycota; Agaricomycetes; Boletales; Coniophoraceae
Product: TBC-domain-containing protein
Exons: 16
Coding region: 171-3179 (1002 amino acids)
Molecular function (GO): calcium ion binding
Source: RefSeq, a predicted model, not a curated record